Peromyscus leucopus (white-footed mouse) is the source of this 1971-nucleotide messenger RNA. It is a transcript of the gene Tat, whose product is annotated as tyrosine aminotransferase. Gene Ontology annotation, molecular function: L-tyrosine:2-oxoglutarate transaminase activity; pyridoxal phosphate binding. The record is from RefSeq and is a predicted model, not a curated record. The transcript is spliced from 11 exons. Gene Ontology annotation, biological process: aromatic amino acid catabolic process; biosynthetic process. NCBI's taxonomy places the organism in Eukaryota, Metazoa, Chordata, Mammalia, Rodentia, Cricetidae. Bases 13 to 1371 code for a protein of 452 amino acids.
GUUUUGCAAGCCAUGGACCCCUAUGUGAUUCAGACAAAUGGCAGUGGCAGCCAUGUUCUGGAUGUACAUGUCAAUAUUGGUGGGAGAAGCUCGGGGCAGGGAAAAAUGAAAGGCAGGAAGGCCAGGUGGAAUGUGAGGCCCUCCGACAUGUCCAAUAAAACUUUUAACCCCAUCCGGGCCAUCGUGGACAACAUGAAGGUGAAGCCUAACCCAAACAAAACUGUGAUUUCCCUGUCAAUCGGGGACCCUACAGUGUUUGGAAACCUGCCUACAGACCCUGAAGUUACCCAAGCCAUGAAGGACGCCCUGGACUCCGGGAAGUACAAUGGCUACGCCCCAUCCAUUGGCUAUUUAUCCAGUCGGGAGGAGGUGGCUUCCUAUUACCACUGUGCUGAGGCUCCCCUGGAGGCUAAGGAUGUCGUUCUGACAAGUGGCUGCAGUCAGGCUAUUGAGCUCUGUUUAGCUGUGUUGGCCAAUCCAGGACAAAAUAUCCUCAUUCCCAGACCCGGGUUUUCCCUCUACAGGACUUUGGCUGAAUCUAUGGGAAUUGAGGUCAAGCUCUACAAUCUAUUGCCUGAGAAGUCUUGGGAAAUUGACCUAAAGCAACUGGAGUCUCUGAUUGAUGAAAAAACAGCAUGUCUCAUUGUCAACAACCCAUCAAAUCCCUGUGGCUCUGUGUUCAGUAAGAGGCACCUUCAGAAGAUACUGGCAGUGGCUGAAAGGCAGUGUGUCCCCAUCUUAGCUGAUGAGAUCUAUGGUGACAUGGUGUUUUCAGAUCACAAAUAUGAACCAAUGGCCACCCUCAGCACCAAUGUCCCCAUCCUGUCCUGUGGUGGGCUGGCCAAGCGCUGGCUGGUUCCUGGUUGGAGGUUGGGUUGGAUCCUCAUCCAUGAUCGAAGGGACAUUUUUGGCAACGAGAUUCGAGAUGGGUUGGUAAAGCUGAGUCAGCGGAUCCUGGGGCCAUGCACCAUUGUCCAAGGAGCUCUGAAGAGUAUCCUUCAGCGUACCCCUCAAGAGUUCUACCAUGACACUUUAAGCUUCCUGAAGUCCAAUGCGGACCUCUGCUAUGGGGCAUUGGCUGCCAUUCCCGGACUCCAGCCAGUCCGCCCUUCUGGAGCCAUGUACCUUAUGGUUGGAAUCGAGAUGGAACAUUUCCCAGAAUUUGAGAAUGAUGUGGAGUUCACAGAGCAGUUAUUUGCGGAGCAGUCUGUCCACUGCCUCCCAGCAACGUGUUUCGAGUACCCAAAUUUCUUCCGAGUUGUCAUCACGGUCCCCGAGGUGAUGAUGCUGGAGGCUUGUAGCCGGAUCCAGGAGUUCUGUGAGCAGCACUACCACUGUGCUGAAGGCAGCCAGGAGGAGUGUGACAAAUAGGCCCUCCUGCGUCCCCCUGAAGACAUGUCCCAUCCAAGGAAGGCCAGACUGGGCUGCUCCUUCUCAGGGAAUCAGAGGUCCCUUCUGAAAGAGGGACCUCAAAAGCACCACAUCAAGAAUGGAGGAUUAUUUCCACUUCCCCCAGUCACAUCCAACACACACCCAGAACCCCACAUUCUCCCCUCACUUGGCUCUGUUGGAGUGACUCAUGAGUUCACCCCCCCCCAAACACACAACAUCUAACUUCCUCAUCUUGAGAGCACCGGGUGAACAGUUUACCAGAAAGAAGAGAGGCAAGAAACACGAGAGCCCAGAAUGGGAGAGCCGGAGGCUGAGGGUGGCCUGAACACCCAUUUCCUCAUGCUGUCUUAGGAGCAUCCUCCCUAGACAGGACCCAAGUCACUUCUGUCGCUGCCUCACUUCGGGCACACCUCACUCUUUGCCCUAGAACUACACUGGAAAGGAGCUAAGGACACGUGGAUUUGGUUAAUUGUAUUCUAAACACAUUAGGAAACUUGCUACUUAAAGGAUCCUUGACAGAAUUUUUUUUUUUGUAAAGAAUUAUUUUGUGGUGCAAAUAAAUAUCAGCUUCCUAACCGA